AUUAGUGGACAACAAAACAAAUGCAGAAUGCUGAUGACGUUGGCAAUAGCCUAAUUCCUGCACGGCACAGUAGGCCAUUCUGCAGGGCAUGGGGGCUUGAUUUGUAUGACUUAUGAUUCACAUCAAUUGGGAUUCAGUUUUGUGAAUCAUGAGCGCUUUGGAAAUGACGGACAACGUUCAAAAACUUGGGAAGGAUUUCCCAACUGCGUCCCCGUGUGCCUUUGAAAUGUUGUUAUUGUGAAUAAUAACUUCCAGUUCAAACUUUCGAAUUACAGUCGUCGCAUAAUAGCCUACUAGCCUAUGUGUUCACUGCGUGAUGCAGUUCUGUUAGGUAGUGUGUGCGUGUAAGCGCUCCCAUUGUUGACUUGCUCUGGCUUGCUGCGUUCCCUGUCGCUCCCCCUACUCCAUUCGCCCAAACGGAGACAUUUUCCGGAGGAAUAAACUUUUAUAACAGAGCUGAGACUAGCAGCAGGAGAGGCAGCAGCCCCAAGACCUACUUCAACUUGAACGACUUGAGUAUGUGGAGGAAAAAAACAGCCCUAGGGGAGUCUGCAGCAUGCCUCGUACUUCUCGCAGUAUUCUGCGAUGCCCAGCGAUUCUUGACACAGAGUAGAGCUUCCCAGUUUCUGCUGCGGCAGCGGCGAGCGAACACCCUCUUCGAGGAGAGCAAGAAGGGUAACUUGGAGAGGGAGUGCAUCGAGGAGCUCUGCAACAAAGAGGAAGCCAGAGAGAUUUUUGAGAACUAUCCUGAAACCGAGUACUUCUAUCCAAAGUAUAUUGUGUGUCUUGGAUCGCACAGAGUGGGCAUCACCACACAGGACUUCAACCCCAACAUCCCGCAAGAUCUUCGGACUUGUGUAAAAGAGAUAAGUGACCAGUGCUUGCCGAUGCCAUGUUAUAAGGACGGUUCAGAGCGAUGCGUAGAUGGACAGGCGUCCUUCACAUGUGUGUGUAAACCUGGUUGGAAGGGCCCUCGCUGUGAGGAUGACAUCGAUGAAUGCAAUGACCCAGAUUUCCCAGCGGGAUGCAAUCAGAAGUGUUUUAACUUCCCUGGCAGCUAUCGUUGUAUGUGUGAGGAAGGUUAUUUCACCAGAGACAACGUAAUCUGUACAGAUGUUAAUGAAUGUGUGCUUUAUGAAAGUGCCUGUGCGGAGCCCGCCCACUGCGUAAACACGCCGGGCAUGUAUGAGUGCAGAUGUCCCUCUGGCUUCAAGUACAACUUCACUGCACACGAGUGCCAGGAUGUGGAUGAGUGUGAACAGAGUGUGUGUCAGGGUGAGUGUGUAAACACGGUGGGCAGCUACUCAUGUUUGUGCGAUGGCCGCAAGGGUCUUCACCUGGAGUCCGACGGCUGGACUUGCGCCGAGAUCCCCGAGUGUGUGCAGCUCCAGGACGACAGGCACUCCGAGAUGCUUUACCUUGGCGAGCAGUUCGCUGGGCUGCCCGUCAUUUAUCUGCGCUUCCGACUCCCAGAGAACACCAAGUUUGCUGCGGAGUUUGACUUCCGCACCUUCGACCCCGAGGGGGUGGUGCUGUAUGCAGAGUCGUCGCAGGACUCGUGGUUCAUGCUGGGGCUCAGAGGUGGCCGCAUCGAGGUCCAGUUCAAGAACCAGCACUCCCUGAAGGUCACCAGCGGUGGAAAGGCCAUCAAUGAUGGAGAAUGGCAUGUGAUAUCGGUGGACGAGCUGGAGAACAGCAUCAGUGUGAAGAUCAGUAAAGAGGCUGUGAUGAGCAUCACCAGCCCGGAGAGUCUCUUCACGUCGGUCAACGGGAAACUGGAGACCAAAGUUUACAUAGCCGGCCUGCCAAACCGUACGGACAGCGUAAUCAAACCGAUUAAUCCACGGCUAGACGGUUGUAUUCGGGGAUGGAAUUUGAUGAACCAGGGGGCGUCGGGGGUGAAGGAGGUGAUCCAGGGGAAGGAGAGCAAGCACUGCUUUGUGCACGUGGAGCCGGGGUCCUUCUUCUCCGGGGCUGGAGCCGCCCGUUUCAACAUAGACUACAGCGAGGCAGGGUCCUGGAAGGUCGGCGUAAAGAUGACUAUUCGGCCGUCCAAAAGCACAGGGGUCCUGUUUGCUCUCGUUGCCAAUAACACAACCCCACUGUCAAUUGCUGUUGUCACGCGAGGACCAAACGACGCCGACUUGCAGUUGUUCCUGGGUGGUGUUGCUGUGGCAACUCUGCAAACGCUGAUGCUGUGUUACCCCGAGCGACUAGAUGUGGCGUUCAAUGUGUCAGAGAGAGAGCUUCAGAUUCUGGCCAACUCCUCCACCUCAGACGUGUCUUACAUGACACAGCCUCUGCUGCUGGAAGCUCUGUCCCGCCUAAACGAGACCAUGCAGGGACCCGUUGACACCUACAUCGGAGGACUUCCUGAUCUCCCCAUCGCAUCUACGCCAGUCACAGCCUUCUACCAUGGAUGUAUAGAGAUCACUGUGAAUGGACAGCAGCUGGACUUUGAUGACGCGUUUAGCAAGCACAACAGCAUCAAGUCUCACUCUUGUCCCCCUGUGUUAACUUGACCCAUCCGUCGGCCCCCAGGCGAGGCGGUCACAGGCAGGUUUCUGUGGUACGUCAAUAGAUUGCUCUGAUUCAAAAGUAAUAACGAGUGAGUAUAAGAGCAAAGAAAGCCAGAUAAUAGGGUUUUUUUAGUGAUGGAUGUUGGCUGGUUUGUACGGCACAGUUAAUUUCAACCCACACUCACACACACACACACACACACACACAGCACGCUCAAAGUGCACAGUCGCUCUGAUAUUCUCAGGUAACUGUUGUCCUGGUCCUACUUUUGUGACGUGGAUUGCCUCUGUAAUCGUUUUUUGAGCCUGGGAUGCUAUUCACAGGCGUGAGGACAGCGCCAUUCCAUUGCCACGAGAUGCAGCUUCCCUCCUAACAAACUCAUUGUAGUGAAAAUGGCAUAAUGAGGGAUAUUCUGAAAUGUUUUAAAAUGUUCCUGUGAAAAAGAAGUUGGUCUGAAUCCUAGAUGAAGGCCUAUCGUCAUUAGCUCUAAAUUGCCAGAUUAAUGAUCACCAAAUGUCUCGUGGACAUGUCCCGUCUAGAGCAUCUGUACCGGUGAAACAAAUUCAAAACCGUACUGGGUGUCAAGUAUUUCCUCUCCAUUGAAACCCAUUACAAGGAACAGGCUCAUCGUGCCCUAUAAUUAAAGGAACCGUAUGUAAGAAAUAUUUUUCAAUUAGUCAUAAAAUGGCCCUGAUAUGACACUAGAUAUAUAAGAAAUAAUGUUGAAGUAUGAAGUUGCAGCCCUCAACUGAUGUUGAUGUUUACAUGUUGUGUUUUGGCCUGAUGCACCACCCUCCACCCAUCUUCUAAUCACAAAGUCAGUAGUGUUUCAAUAUCUCAGCUCUGCUCUAGUUACAGUACCACAGCUGCGGUGUGUACCGCUCUACAGUAUUUUGAAAGUGAUUGCAAUACCAGUUUUGGCCAUAAUCCUACAUACAAUUCCUUUAAUAUAAUAUAAUACUUACAGACUACAGCUGCAUCGUGAUCCAUGUCACUUUUUUAAAGAUUUAGAGAUAGCACUGUUAGCUGGCUAACUGGCUAUAGAAAGUAUUGAGGGAACAGGCACCGAAAGCAGUGUUGGUGUUACAAUGGCUAGCAUCGUUGUCUAGAGAUGACCUGGGUUCAAUAUCAGGCCAAUGAGAAAGGAUUGUUGCAGGGACUCUCUGAGUGUGAAAGAUUUUAAACGAAUUUUUAAAACUAAACUCUAUUCCUGGCCACUGUUCCUGCACAGUCAUAUGAGUUUUGUCUUUUUUUUUUUUUUUUUUCUCCACAAGAGAUUUAUUUUCAGUGACAAAAUCAGGGUCUGUGAUGCACCUGUACCAAUGAAACUUGCUGUGCUUGUAGCGUCAUGGGGCUGAUAAGUCCAAUAGACCUCGGAAGUUCACCUACAAAAAGGCUACCAUCUUUGCCCAAAUAAGGUGAUCCGGUAUCGUGAGAUUUUUUUAUGGGAAAAUAACAUGGGGAUUUUGAAUGAUCGCACCUGUUAAUCUCUUGCGGGCAUGAAGAAAUUGGAAACGCAGACGUUUUGCGCUACACAGUUUUGUCCUCUGCCUGUGAGUGGAUACUGUGAUUUUCAGUACGUGAAGACGGUGUACUUUGAUCUUUGCUACCCCAGAACUAACUUACAAUGCAACUUGCCAUAGGUAGUUAGCUUUAAUUAACACCCGGAUCUCCUUAUAUGGGCAAAGAUGGCAACUUCAGAGGUCUAUAAGAAUUCCAGCCACUAACAACCAAUCAAAAUUCAGCAAUCAAGAUAUGCCUGUGCUUACAGUUGGAUUAAGAUGUUUGCAUCCAUCUACUCUACAAUGACAAAAGGAACAAAAAAAUAAAUAUGUUGCCAUCAACGCAAAAUGUAAUGCACAGCCAAGUCUUAUAAAUGGUAAUUCAUUUAAAAAAUAACAGCAAUGGCUUACGGAUUGGAUAAAAUGAAAGUGAUUGUGUACAAAUUAACAUUUGGUAAAAUGAAAUGAAAUGUUUUGUUAUACCCUGUACAUGUUUCGUUGCCUUACUAGCCUCCUCCUAACUCUAGUCAGCUUUUGUAUCAUCUCAAGUACUUUCCCUCGUGAUCAUUUGUAAAAACUGACUGUGCAUUAAAUGUGUGUUGAUGACUAUA
Messenger RNA from Sardina pilchardus (European sardine), 4633 nucleotides. It is a transcript of the gene pros1, whose product is annotated as protein S. Bases 519 to 2522 code for a protein of 667 amino acids. Gene Ontology annotation, cellular component: extracellular region. Gene Ontology annotation, molecular function: calcium ion binding. The transcript is spliced from 14 exons. The record is from RefSeq and is a predicted model, not a curated record. NCBI's taxonomy places the organism in Eukaryota, Metazoa, Chordata, Actinopteri, Clupeiformes, Clupeidae.